UCUCAGCAAGACAACAAAAAGACUGUCUUUUUAUUACCAGAAAAACAAAUCCUUAAAACACAAAACAAAAACUUCCAAAUCAACCCCAACUUUUUCUUCAUUUCUUCAACUCCACAGAAAUCCCCCCCAACACCAAUAAACUCCAAUUAUCACCCACAACACCACAGCCCACAUCCCAAAAUCUCACCCGUAACACACACGCGCCACCACCGAUAUGCCUAACGACAAAUUUACAGUUCUAGGGUUUCUUUGUUCAGGCUUACUCCUCGGUACUGGAUAGGUAAAGCUCACAGAAAUAUGUCAAUUCUUGAAACAAUAGGGUUACAAGCCCUAUUGUUUCUGUUUAUUUCGUUAAUUUGCAGUUAUGUACAUUAUAAAUGGCGUAAUGCCGUCGCUAAAAAGGAGGAGAUUAAGCGACUGGUUGAUAUGGUUUCUAAGGAAUCUGCUAUGGUUGAAUUUGAAUCUGUUUAUGAAUACAAUUCGGCUCAUAAAUUGAACCAGUGUGCUGUUUGCCGUUGCCCUACUACUACGCGUUGUUCGCAAUGUAAAUCUGUUCAUUACUGUUCUGGAAAGUGUCAAAUAAUUCAUUGGAGAAGCGGUCACAAGUAUGAAUGUCGACCUUUAAGUACUAUGAUGCAUAAACAGGAAAGUGAAUUUUGUGAAAGAUCUGCUGAAAAACAAUAUGAAAUACGUGAUGAAGAAUGUGAAUUAUUAGCCAAUGUUUCCACUAAUAAGGAACUUGGUUAUAGCCGUAUGGGCAGAUCAGAGAGACCUUUUGAAGAUAUCUCUCACGACUUGCCGAGUACAAGGUCUAAUUCUCAGGAAAUGCAAGAAACUAAAUCUUUUCCUCCAAAAUCAGCUAAGUCAGUUGCUUGUGUAAAUGGUGUUUCUCGUGCAAGUAAAUCAAAUAAGAUCAAAUCGAGUUGUAAUGAUGAAGUUGUCAGUUGCAAUUCUCAGCUUCCAAAUGGCAAGGUCAUGUGUGAUGAUGCCCGGACAGCAAAAUCGGUUCAUAAGAGGUCAAUUAGAAGAGCUGCAUCAUCAGAAAUGUUACUUACUGAUGCUUCUGACUUAAAUAACUCAACAUUAAUGCAUAGUGUGAAGUUGGAUCCUGUAAAUGAUACUGGGGAAGAUGAUUCAAGAUUAAUCAAGGGCAGAGAAGCCAGAUCUUUGUCAUUUAAUGCUUCAGAUGAUCAUACGCGGGAUGCUUCUAAUAGCUUGAAAAGUUCUGUGUGGAAAAAAGUUCAGCAGUUGAGAGGAAAGCAAUCUAACAUAUACGAGAUGACCUUUCCAUAUGAACUUUUUGUGAAGCUUUACUCAUGCAAUGAAGAACUAAACCCAUUUGGACUUAGAAAUUGUGGGAAUAGUUGUUAUGCUAACACAGUGAUCCAAUGCCUGGCAUUUACUCGGCCUCUCACUUCCUACUUUGCUCGUGGCCUCCAUUCUAAAUCAUGUCGAAAGAAGGGAUGGUGUUUUAAUUGUGAAUUUCAACUUCUGAUUCUGAAAGCAAGGGGCGGAGAGUCCCCUUUGUCACCAAUUAGAAUUUUAUCCAAAAUACAAAAAAUUGGAAGCCAUCUUGGUCACGGAAGAGAAGAAGAUGCCCAUGAAUUCUUGAGGUAUGCUAUUGAUACGAUGCAGUCUGUGUUCCUCAAAGAAGCUGGAUCUCUGGGCAUGUCAGAAGAAACCACUCUUGUAGGAGCAACUUUUGGGGGUUACAUACGAUCGAAGAUAAAAUGUAUGAGGUGUUUCGGGAAAUCUGAGAGAUUUGAACGGAUUAUGGAUUUAACUGUUGAAAUUGAUGGGAACAUUGAGUCUCUUGAACAAGCUCUUACACAAUUUACAGCGGAUGAAAUGCUAGAUGGAGAAAAUAAAUACAAUUGCAGCAGGUGUAAGUCUUAUGUGAAAGCUAAAAAAAAGCUGACAAUAGUAGAAGCACCCAAUAUCCUCACAAUUGUGUUAAAGCGAUUUCAGUCUAGUAAUUUUGGAAAACUGAAUAAGUCAGUACGGUAUCCUGAGGUCCUCGACAUGGCUCCAUAUCUGUGUGGAAGAAAUGAUAAAUUUCCUCAAUACGGUCUUUAUGCAGUGGUUGUUCACCGAGAUACAAUGAGUGAUGCUUCUACGGGUCAUUACGUCUGUUACAUAAAGACUCCCAAGGGUGAUUGGUUUGGGAUAAAUGACAGCACUGUAAUGCCGGUAGAGUUGGAAAGAGUUUUAUCCGAAGAGGCAUACAUGCUCCUUUACGCAAGGCAUUGUCCACGUGCCCCAGUUUCGCGGAAGAGCAAUGCGGAGAUUCACGGAAUGAAGUCCCAGAAAAGGGUUUUGGAAGCUAUUCCUUCCAAUAACCUUAAUACAUCGAAGACGAGGGGUAACUCCUACUUAUCAAACUCGGAUCUUUCAAAGGCAGAAUUAAAGCAUGAUAAAUAUUUAUACUGGAUGGCUCGAGAUGACUUGACGAGAAAUAAAUUGGGCGAUCCAGAUGAUUGGCGAUUUCGCCAUGUGGAUUCAUCAAGCGAGAAUUCUUCCCUUUUUAGUUGGUCCGACGCAAGUUCCUGCAGCACUGCAAGCACAAAGGACUCUGUGAAAAGUGAAGACUUGUCCGAAUUUCUGUUUGGGGACACAGGACCUAGUUGGUAUGGGCAUCGUGGGUAUUGAGUCGAACUCGUUGCAGCUUCCUUGUACAGCAACCCGCGUAGGAAAAAAGGACAUGUAAGAAACGACCACACCGGACGAAGGCCGACCCAUUAUAGGGUGUAGGAGGGUAUGGAACCCAUCAUUCUUUGUACAAUGAUUCAAGAAAAAUGAAAAUUAACCCCUCAGUUUUGGUAGUAGUAACAGUAGGUACCUAGCCUGACAAGUUUAGAACAAUUUAGUACAGACUAACCCUUCUCCAUUUUAGCUAUUUGUGAUGUAGUAUUUGCUACUUUGGAGGAGAGCAAUGUAGCAACAUUGUCAACUCAAACAUUUUGUUUUUGAGGUUUGGGUUGAGAUAUGAUGAAUUGGAGCAGCUUCAUCUAGACUAGCUACCUUAUUUUAUGUUGUAACUUGGAAUAUAAUUUAAUCAUCAAAUCAUUUUCUCA
This is a messenger RNA of Mercurialis annua (annual mercury), 3074 nucleotides long. Its product is annotated as ubiquitin carboxyl-terminal hydrolase 17. Gene Ontology annotation, molecular function: cysteine-type endopeptidase activity; cysteine-type deubiquitinase activity. NCBI's taxonomy places the organism in Eukaryota, Viridiplantae, Streptophyta, Magnoliopsida, Malpighiales, Euphorbiaceae. Gene Ontology annotation, biological process: protein deubiquitination. The coding region runs from base 298 to 2649 and encodes 783 amino acids. The record is from RefSeq and is a predicted model, not a curated record. Gene Ontology annotation, cellular component: cytosol; nucleus. The transcript has 11 exons.